AUGCCAAGAACAAAAGUCCUCAUCAUAUCUGACACCCACGGCUUCCUCCUCCCACCCCUCCCAGCCGCCGACAUCCUCCUCCACGCCGGCGACCUCACCACCAACUCGUGGCCCUCCGAAUACUCCAAAACAUUCACCUACAUCGCCGCACACCCUGCACCGCUCAAGAUCGUCAUCCCCGGCAACCAUGACCGCUCGCUCGACGCAAAAUUUACAGCCGCGAACCCAUACACCAGCGCCGCUCGUCGCGCUGACGAAGUUCGCGCCUCAGCCGAACAAGCGCGCGCCCUUGGCAUUGAGCUACUACUAACGGACGGCCUGCACAACUACACGCUGCCCAAUGGCGCAACAUUUUCUAUAUUCGUGAGCCCGUAUACCCCACACUUCGGAGACUGGGGGUUCCAGUACUAUACGGGGAAGCAUACGUUCGAUAUCCCCGCGUGCGAUAUCGUCAUGACGCAUGGUCCGCCGAGCGGGAUUCUCGACGAGGCCCGCGUGGCCUGGCACAGAUUCGAGGUAGAGCAUGCAGGUUGUGAGAAGCUAUUGGAGGCUAUAAAGCGCGCGAAGCCGCAGGUGCAUUGCUUUGGCCAUAUUCACGAGGCGUGGGGUGCGUACAUGGCGCAUUGGGGUACAGAUGGAGAAGUGGAUGACCAACAGUCACGAUAUUUGCAACGGUAUGCUUGGCUACAACCAGAAAAAAGAAAAGGGCCUUUAACGGAAGAGCAAAAAGAAAAGGUGGAUCAGUUUGCAAAGGAUAAGGCGUGUGUGGUUGACCUAGCAGACGGUGAUGACAAGAUUGUCCCAGGACAGCAAACACUCUUUGUGAAUGCGGGCAUGAUGGAUGAGCUUGGUCAUCUGAGCAAAGCGCCAUAUCUGCUGGAUCUCAUGCUGCCAAGUACUGCCAAGGCAACCGAUGGGCAGAUUUCAACGUCUUAG
[Torrubiella] hemipterigena is the source of this 936-nucleotide messenger RNA. Lineage: Eukaryota; Fungi; Ascomycota; Sordariomycetes; Hypocreales; Clavicipitaceae. The record is from the annotation of a GenBank genome assembly.